UUUACACCCUUCAUCCCAAUCAAUUUGGAGGAACAUUGUACCUGACAAGAAUUGAUUUUCUGCUAAAUGUUUUUCUCCCAACGUGUGACUCUCAAAAAAAUGUUUUUAGAUUUUCCAGUAUGUGGUAAGCAAGACGUGUAACAGUCCAGGGCACUCCAAUAACUUAACAAUCUUAAUAAAACUACAACACAAACAGUAUAAGAAUAGGAUUAAACAGAAAUAAGCACUUCACUUCAGACAAAUAUAAGCAAUUUUUGAAAUCUUACAUAGAAACCAGGCUAAAUAAAAUAAAUUACACAGCAAUAAUUAAUCAAAGGUUAAGAUAUUUCAAAGAGAAAUGGUGAAGUAGACUUUUUUAUUUAUUGUUUUAAAACUUUUAUCUACAUUUAGCAUAGGACCUGUAACUUUUUCAAUCCAAUGCUGACAUUUUUGCCCCCACUCCUACAAAAUAAAAUGUGUCCUGGAAGUAAAGAAACAACGAAGGAGCGUAGGAAGGAAAGAAGGAAGAAAUGAGACAAAUAAGGGCAGAAGAGAUUAUAUGAGGCAAAAAACAAUGAAGAACACAGUUUUAAAAUACUAAGGUCAGGUUUUGUACUUUUCCAGGUAACACUGUAUCUCGUAGUUACUUUUCCUGAUCUGAUUCAGCUUCAGUCGUCUCUUGGUUGCAGCACCUCCUUUGGCCACUAGGUUUCCCAUCGGCCUAUCAACGCUCUCCUCGGCGCUUACGACAAAGUCGGGAAGCAGCAAGCUGCUCGCUUUGUUUUGUUUUGGUAGUAGGAGUUGGAGGAGCAGAGGAAGGCCGACAGACAGAGGUCCUCGUGGGGCAGACCUGCUCGCUAAAUGGGGAGAGCUAAAUCGGGGAUGGAAGAUGACGAACCGAUAGCUGACGCCUGCGAGAUGCCGAGCUUUAUAAGCGAUUUCGAAGAGGGAAGGGGGAAAUUGUCCCGCAACCAGCCGACAGGAACUUCCAUCACGGACGGUGAAGUUGAGGUGCCAGUAGGGGGCCUGAGCCGAUCUGUCAUCCGUUCAAACUCCCGCUUUUCCCUCGACGGAGGCGACGGGAGGACGUGGAAGAGGAGAGGCGAGGGAGAGAGGGAUGCGGAGGGCAACAACAACAACAACUGCAACGGCGGAGGAGUCGGAGCAGCAGGGAGGAGGAGGAGGGCGAGCGCUGUGGAGGUACUGAGGAGGAAUUUCGGCGAUACCAAGUCGCCCUCUCGCUGUUUCAGUGCAAAAAGUCGGAUGCAGAGCGGAGUGGAACAUGGAGCCGGCGGAGAAAGUGGUAAUAACGACUGUAAGGACGUGGAUGGAGCAGAAUGUGGUGAGUGUCCAAAGUCGGACGUAGAGACGGGAGGAGCCGGUGAUAAAAACGAGCUGCCUUCAAACGAGUUGACGACUUCAGAUGUUACAGGAGUUAAAUAUUUAACGGUCAGAGAGAAGUGCCACCCUAAAACUGAAGACGACAGCAACACUGUGACUUUAAGUGAGUCGCUUAGUGCCAAAGAGCACGUUUACUGUACGGUAUACUGCAUUGCCAACGAGACUCAUCGGACAGAUGCUGAAAUCACGGACCGCUACGAUGACGCUGUCACAUCGGACGAAACAGAAACAGACUUGGAGACCGUAACGGUGGGGGACCAGGGCACCGAACCGGUGCUGUACACGCUGGAUGACCUGGUGGACCCGUUCGGGGACAUAUCCCACCGCCUGGAUAGGGUGCAGGCCGGUGCGGAGAGUCACAUAGAGGAUUGCCGGGUGUGCCUGGAGGAGAAACCCAUCGCAUCCCUGCCCUGCUGCGGGAAGGCCUUGUGUGAGGAGUGUCUGAAAAUCUACGUCAGCUCCCUGGUGAAGGAGGGCAAUGUUGUCAUCAACUGUCCAAUCACGGAGUGUACCGGCACCCUGGAGGAGGGAUUAAUAAUUUCCCACUUGAGCAGGGAAGGGGUGGUAAAGUACCGCUACUUUUUGCAGCUAAGUCAGCUGGACUCGAGCACAAAACCCUGUCCCCAGUGCAGCCACUUCACCUCUCUGAAGGAAAGCAGCACGAACCGCAACGACCACAAAUACAAGAUCCAGUGCAUCAGCUGCCAGUUUGUGUGGUGUUUUAAAUGCCAUGCGCCCUGGCAUGAUGGAAUCAAGUGUCGCGACUACAUUCAAGGGGACAAGCUGCUACGAACCUGGGCGAGUGUCAUCGAGCAUGGGCAGAGGAACGCCCAGAAAUGUCCACGGUGCAAGAUCCACAUCCAGCGAACCGAGGGAUGUGAUCACAUGGCCUGUUCCCAGUGUGGCACUAACUUCUGUUACCGCUGUGGAGAGCGUUACCGAAGCCUCAGAUUCUUCGGGGACCACAAUUCCAACCUCAGUGUGUUUGGCUGCAAAUACCGAUUCUUCCCUGAUAGGCCCCACGUCAGGCGGCUACUUAGAGGCUCUGUCUUUGCUGCUAAAUCGUUGUUAGCUCCGCUGGUCUUCGUGCUGAUGAUAGUAGUCGGAGCUCUCGCUCUGGUGAUAGGUUUGUUUGUUUUCCCCGUCUACUACUUUUGUAAAAAGAGGAAGAAGGAGCAGGAGCAGCAAACCCGAGGCUCCGGGCGCUGGAUCUAGCCCCCUCCUUUCCGAGAAAAGGCCGACACCCACAUCUCCUCAGGGACAGAUGCGCCAGCCGAGAAAACUCAGAAGAGUCAGACUUCACAAAACACACACGGGCUGUUGGAGGGGUACUUUCUUGGAGCGGAGUGAGCCCUUGACAAUUGCACACCAACACAUGGAGUUUAUUUAUAUUGCAUGAGACCGCUGUUGAAAUAUGAAGGCUGGAUGUCGAAGCAGAAGAGCAACCCAAAUCUAUUUGGACUGAAUUAUGAGGCAACAAGAGCAUUGUCGCAUAGUAAAGAAAGAAUUGUGGUCAGGUUAUAGCACACACUCUCCACGUUUGUUUUUAUUAUUAUUAUUUUACCUCAGAUUUAAUGACAAAUAACACAAUCCAAAUCGAAAAACGAAGUUUUUAUGUUUGAAGGAGGCUUUGGGGAGUUUUGGAUAAACAAACUUUCCAUACACUCUUCAUGGGGAUAAAUGCCGUCAUUAAUUCUGGGCUUUGAAAACGCAUUUGUAGAGUUCCCAGGUUGUCAAGCAGCCCAACUAUUGGCUUAAUUCUGGCCCUUUUUUUCAUAUCAGAAAAAGGUUUUAUAAUCAGAUGAGGCAGAGACUGAGCUGUCCGGUCUUAAUUAUAAGAAGGGUCUUUGGAGAAUUCAGGAUGAGGCUUGUAAACCUCUGGACUGGUGAAAGAACAAUUCACAAUCAUUAUUAAAGGCCUAUCAUUAAUAUUACAUGCAGGACAGUGAUGAUUGUAUGUAAACGUCUGACCAGAGCCGUUGGAGAGCAGCAGAUCAUGACAGACAAAUUAUUCUCAAUGCGCUUCUUCAUUUUUCGCUAAUCUAGUCAGGACCGAAAAGUUUUCACUGCGAUUUGAGUCUCACACUCAGGAAGAUGAUGUGAAAAAAAAUCUAGUGACACAUGAGAUAAAUUUGGAUCAUAAUUUCUCGCUAUAAGGUCUGAAAAUCAGUCGUGUGUGUGCGCCCAGUUCUAGAAAUUGAGGUUGAGUCCUAAUGAAACGCUGAAAGCAGCAACCCCCUUCUGCCUGGUUUGUGUUCUGACACUCCGUCUGUCCUUCCAUCCCUGUUUUUGGCUCUGAUACCAGACGUCAUCCAUUCUCCGCCUGCUUUCCGUGUCAUCAAAAACAGCUACCAAAAAAAAAAAAAGGCAGCUGUGCCAAAACAAAAUGCUGAAUGUGGUGCAACAUACAAUUGAUCUGGUCGCCGUGUUGUUUUGUUAUCUUUUAGGGUUUAGCAUGUUUUGUACUGUUGCUCUCCUGCCAUCCCAUUCAUGCUGUCUGAACUUUUUCACAUUUUCUCAUGCUACCAAACAUUAAGGAAAAGAAAAUGAUAGAUGGUUGUAGUUUAACAAAAAAAAAAACUUGUGAAAGGUGUGACAUGCAUUUAAAGUCUACUUUAUCAGGCUGUAAUACAACAGAUUGUCUUCAGUCAGAGGCUUCUUCCGAUCUGCUGUAAUACAGACUGCUUCAAGAGAUCCUUCCUGCCCACAGCCAUCAUCAUCUACAAUAAAUCUCUGAAGAAACAUAGAUAAUAUGAGUCACAACAUUCAUUUUCCUUUUGAAAUUAAUUGUUUUAUUUAUAUUAGUUGACACUGUAUUUUACUUAGUGGUAUCAGACUGAAUGGGCUAAAAGCAAAUGUCUGACGCCUUUUUCAGAUUUUUUUCUACAUUGCUGUCUUCUUAACUCAAACGCGGCUACCAGAUGCUUGGUGCGGGUCUAUCCCAUAAAAUCAAAAUAAUAUAUCUUGACAAAAUGUUAAAAAGUUCAAUGGUUCUGUAGUUGUACUUGUGCCUCCUGGGGAGACAAACUUAAAGGUCGAAAUGUCAGUUUAGUGCAGAUGAAAAAGUGCAGAGAAUGAUUUAAAAAAAAAUACUGCCCUUUCUAUUUACCUUGUUCAGCCUGGUUAGUGCUUUAUCAAUGAGUUCAACAGGGUUUUGUAUAGCGUUAUUAUUUCUAAGAUAGUCAGAUUUCAUAGUUUAUAAGAUGUGAUCCAGAAGGACUGGUUCUUUUUAUGAACCUGAAAUAUUUUUUUUAACUUUGAAGGAAGAAUGUAAGUCUCUGCCAGGGAAUCGAUUUCAAAAGGUUUAAAGGUCAGCUGACGGUCUCCUAUCGCAAGCUUCUCUCUGAAUUUUAAGGAAGUUUUAUUAUUAUUAAAAAAAAAAAAAAGAGAAAGGUUAACCAUCUUUAUGCUCCUAAUCUUUGGGUUUCUAUGAACACCAAAUUUGGAGUCAUUCAUGCCUAUCCUUUUAACGACCUGCUUUUGUUUCCUUGCUCUUUCACGUGGAAUUCACGAAAGAAAGCUGAAAAUUGAUGGCCGAGUUGUGUCACUGCACCUGUAAAUCUGUAAAUGUCACAGCGCUGAAUCUACACUCAAGGAUUAAUGACAUCAAUUUAAGAAGAAAAGACAGGAUUUACCUUUGUGCUUGUCAAACAUUUGUCAGUAAAAAAAAAAGCUUUUAGUUGAGCUUUAUCCCAGGGACAUGACACAUUUUCUACAUCUGGAGUGUUAAGAAGUGUCAAAUAAAGUUACACUGUAAUAAUAGAGUUCACAACGUACACUCGCAUUAUAUCCCUGCACGUUCCUUUUGUGUAGUUUUUAGUAGUCCUAUAGAUUUGGGUUGAAUCCUCUCUCAGGGAGUUUGUUUUGUGUUCACUGGACCCAGAUCCCAACCCGGACAUUAGCUGUGCCAAAGAAAUUGCUGAACAGCACCGUGGACUCUGAAUGCUUCCUGGUAGGCUUGCCAGCUGCUGCCGCGCUAAACAUAUUGGAUUCCAGGAAGCAAAGUGCACUGCGGCUUCAAAAGGAGAUCAGAGUUGUGUUUUAGUGUUGCCAACGCUGACUCUCUCUCCCAGCCUGACUCAGCUGGAUUGUGAACUCUUUGUUGGGGGUGAGAGGGAUGAAAUCCAUGAUUGAAAAGCAGAAUAAUAAAAGCAGGCAUACGUGUUCGCAAGACAGAAAUUGGAAACUGUACAACCCUCAUUCCCAUGUACCUUAAUAACAUUCACACUGCUCCACUAGUUCUGCACUGUCAUGUUUCACAGCUGCUUUUUAAAGGUAUUAUUUAUAAUGAACAUGUGCAUCUAAAACUGUCCCCCAUUAGAUAAACAUUAUUGUAAUUUUCUAGAUUCUUUCUGCAGAGUCAAUGACAUUGUUUUAUUUUGUUGUUGUUUUUUUCAGUGCCAUUUUACAAGAAGGUUGUCGUUUACAGCGCCUUACAAAAGUUCCCUUACCAAAUUUUUACAAUGUAUUUUACUGGGAAUUCCUGUGAAGACAUCUUCAUAAAAUCUUAAAUGAAAUACACAAAGGUAUAGAGUAGCAUGAGAAAAAAGUUUGAGAGGUAUGAAAACUUUUGCAACAGACCGUAUUUGGACUUUCCCCACCUUUGAAAUUAUAAUUGUGCUAACUUGGCUUGUUACCAGAAAGUUUUCUGUAAAAUGGACGUGAAAUUUGAGGAACAAAACCUACUUCCUUGGAUAAUAUUUUUCUACGUGAUUGAUAUUGCAUUUUAUGAUAUCGUUUUUCCUUUGUUUUGUCAUAGUUGAUACAAAUGAAUCAGGUUUUGUGAUAGCAGGGCUGCUGAGAUGCAUGUGUAUAUAUUUUCCCAGUAAAACUACAAUGUCUGGCAUAAACGUCGCCAUGGCUGGAGAUCAGAUUUUGAAGAUGUGUUUUAGAGAGUUGCAGAAUGUAUCACACCCUGGCCUUUUAUUUUGUAUUUAUUAAGCCUUCAUCCUCAACAAAGUAAUAUAGUCAUGCAUAAAAACAUGAUAAAAAAUUAUCUGAAAAUUAUCUGCUCAGUAAUCAAAGGCAAUAAGUUUAGGUGUGAUGUCCCAAAACCACAAUCCGGGGUGUAGCCUACAUCCAAAACCUGCCUGUAAAUUUGCACGUCACUUUAUUUUGGCUCAUGUUUUCCUAACUUGUACUUUGAGCCCUGCCUCAAACAUUAGAUGGUCUGUGAAGGAGGAAGUGUUGCAGAAAAAUGUGUUGCUUUCAGUUAAUUAAAUGUCUGCAUAUGGAGCUGUAAGACCUUAGAAGAUGUUGUGACUGCUAAACCGGUGAAGGUGGAUUGAUCAGUAAUCUCAGGAUGGGAUUCCACCUCUUGGACAUGCAAAUCUGUUGGAACAAUAGCAGUGCGUUUAUAUGUAUAUGUCAAUGUUUUUUUCCAGGUAUCUCUUUACAAAGACAUGUUAAAGAUAACUUCCCCCUCCCCCUCCCAAACGCUGCCACUGUCGAAGAUUAUCUGCUGAUAUUACUGUUGCUAACUUAGCAAAGGCACAAACACACUUUUAUCAAAGAAUCUGAAGGACAAUAAACAAAAUGCCAAAUGUG
Molecule: messenger RNA, 6927 nt
Organism: Xiphophorus maculatus (southern platyfish)
Lineage: Eukaryota; Metazoa; Chordata; Actinopteri; Cyprinodontiformes; Poeciliidae
Gene: rnf217
Product: ring finger protein 217
Exons: 7
Coding region: 841-2595 (584 amino acids)
Biological process (GO): protein polyubiquitination; ubiquitin-dependent protein catabolic process; positive regulation of proteasomal ubiquitin-dependent protein catabolic process
Cellular component (GO): cytoplasm; ubiquitin ligase complex
Molecular function (GO): zinc ion binding; ubiquitin protein ligase activity; ubiquitin conjugating enzyme binding
Source: RefSeq, a predicted model, not a curated record